AACCAGACUUGCCCAGAAACUCUCUAGGCUUAUGUACAUUGUUCUUCUCUUGGUCUACAUGAUUUCUUCUCUUUUCUCAGCGCAAGCUGGCCAUCUUUGAUAAAGCUAGGUGGCAAAAGGGUUAUAUUCCUGAGAAAAUGGAAUCUAAAGCUGAAAUCUAAGUGGGAAGAGGAAAUGGAUAGUAUGGGCAGUAGUUUUCUGGCUCUGCAACCUCAUGAUCAUUCCUUAGGAAAAAAAAAACCCUCCCCUACUUGUCCUACAUAUUUAUGCCAUAAAAUAGAGCUGUUGAGAAAUGGGGAUCAAGAGUGACUGUGGCUCUGGAGAAGAGCAGAAAAGAGAAUUGAAGCAAUAGGACACAGAGCAAGACUUGAAAUGGGAAGGUGUUUAGUAUCAAUAGGUUUGGGAAUGAUUAUCAGCCUAACACAAAAAGAGGUCACACAUUUUGCUAAAUUAAUGAACAGAAAUGCAGAAGAGUCACUAAUAGAAUUCUUGCUUGUUUUCUCUGUUAUUACUCCCAACAGAUUACGGUUUUUAAAUUUAUUACCCUUGGAAAAGUCCCACAGCCCUCUCCCUUUUUUCAUUAACAAUGGCUGCUGUUUGCACCAGUUUUUUGCUGUUUUCAGCAGGGGUUGAAGUUGGGGUGGGGGAAGCUUUGUGUGGGGUUGAGUGUGUGUUGUUUUAAAAGGAGGAGGAGCUGUGUAUGUGGGGUAAGUAAAGUAGCCUGGAAAGGCAACAGCAAAUAUCAUAGGAACUGAAUUUAAACUCUAAAUCCCAUUUGAUGUUCACAAAAUGUGAACCCCAUUGUAUUAUCCCCAUUUUAGAAAUAAGGUAACUAAUAUUCUAAAAGAUUAUGUGGUAUUCUCACUUAGCUAUACAAAGACAAAAGUUGGAUUUGGAUGCACUUUUUUCAAACUCCUAAGCAAGCAUUUUAUACAAUGGAUUGUACUGAAGAAACUAUUACCCUUCGUGUUAUCCAUUCAAUUUUGUUCUCUGAAAAGCUGGUGAAUAAUUGCAUCAAACCUGAUUUUGCUGUUAAUCCUGUGGGUAUGCUCAACUAUUGCUUCAUUCAAGCUUAAGCACAUUGUUAGACACAAGCAAGAAAGUUCUCUCCAUUUUACAGAUAAGUGGGGUCAUGCAACAACUCCAGAGUCACACAAAUUGCCCCUAGAGAAUGGGUAGUUGGGCCUUCUUUCUCUUCUCCAUAUUCAGCAGAUGGGGAUGUUUUGCCUGUAGUGAAAGGGUGGUCUGGAGACCAUUUAUGUGCCCAAAAGUGAUAUAUUGGUAAAGCACAGAACUGGGAUUUAGAAAGUUAUAAACUCUAUUUUUUAUGACCUUGGACAAGUUACUGCUCUUGAGAAAAUCUGAAAACAAGUUAAAAUAUAAGCUCCCUAAAUUCCAUCUUUUCUCAAAAGCUUUGGUUCUCUUCAUAAUUCAAGAGGCAGUAAGAUAAAAAAGUAGAAACCUCCUAUUGUGAUAAAUUUGCUGGUGGUGGCUCUAACAAUACAAAUAACCAUAGACUAGUGCUUGUGUCAUGGAAGGAACUGACUUUGUCUGUGCCCACAGCCAGUCAUGACCACCAUAAUUCUGGAAGUAGAUAAUCGUACAGUGACAACACAUUUCAUUCUUCUGGGGUUUCCAACACGACCAGCCUUCCAGCUUCUCUUUUUCUCCAUUUUCCUGGCAAUCUAUCUGCUGACACUGCUGGAGAAUCUUCUUAUCAUCUUAGCUAUCCACAGUGAUGGGCAGCUGCAUAAGCCCAUGUACUUCUUCUUGAGCCACCUCUCCUUCCUGGAGAUGUGGUAUGUCACAGUCAUCAGCCCCAAGAUGCUUGUUGACUUCCUCAGUCAUGACAAGAGUAUUUCCUUCAAUGGCUGCAUGACUCAACUUUACUUUUUUGUGACCUUUGUUUGCACUGAGUACAUCCUUCUUGCUAUCAUGGCCUUUGACCGCUUUGUGGCCAUUUGUAAUCCACUACGCUACCCAGUCAUCAUGACCAACCAGCUCUGUGGCACACUGGGUGGAGGAUGCUGGUUCUGUGGACUCAUGACUGCCAUGAUUAAGAUGGUUUUUAUAGCGCAACUUCACUACUGUGGCACGCCUCAGAUCAAUCACUACUUUUGUGAUAUCUCUCCACUCCUUAACGUCUCCUGUGAGGGUGCCUCACAGGCUGAGCUGGUGGACUUCUUCUUGGCCCUCAUGGUCAUUGCUAUUCCUCUUUGUGUUGUGGUGGCAUCCUACGCUGCUAUCCUUGCCACCAUCCUCAGGAUCCCUUCUGCUCAGGGCCGCCAAAAGGCAUUCUCCACCUGUGCCUCCCACCUGACCGUCGUAAUUCUCUUCUAUUCCACGACACUUUUCACCUAUGCCCGUCCCAAACUCAUGUAUGCCUACAAUUCCAACAAAGUGGUAUCUGUUCUCUACACUGUCAUUGUUCCACUCCUCAACCCCAUCAUUUACUGUCUGAGGAACCAUGAAGUAAAGGCAGCCCUCAGAAAGACCACACAUUGCAGAGGAAGUGGGCCCCAGGGAAAUGGGGCUUUCAGUAGUUAAAAAAUGUAUAGAUUCCUUUCAGGCUUGAACUGAGAGAUGAUCACUACACACUUUCCCCCUCAGUCUUGUCUUUGGUUAUCCCCCAAUCUCCAGUACUGUAACACUGCUCUCCUCUGUGUGUGUGUGCAUGUGUGUGUGUGUGUAUACACAAUCAUGACUGGAGAAACAUGUUCUCAUUAAGUAACCUCUGGUAUCAGGCUGAGAGACAAGUUUUAGAAUGUUAGAAAAGCUAUUUGAAAUCAGGAAGAAAGACAGAGAGAGAGACAGAGAGAGUGGGUGGUAGGAGGGAGGAAAGGAGGAAGAUGAAUAUUUUUUCCACACAACUUAUCAAAAUAAAUGUCAUACAGGACAAACAAUUAAAUAUAAAGAAUAAAACCAUCGUUCAUCUCUCAGGUGGUUAGAAAAGGGUUUUUAAACACUCUAUAUUGUAGAAGUAAAAGAAAAAGUUCAACAUAAAUUAAUGCCUGUUAGGCACAGUGGCACAUACCUGUAAUCCCAGCUACUCAAGAGACUGAGGCAGGAGGAUCCCCUGAGUCCAGAAACUUGGGCCCAGCCUGGUCAACAUAGGGAGUCCCCAUCCACUUCCCUCCAAAUAACAGAAAUGACUAAUUUGUUAAGACGUUUAAAAACAAAAGAUUAAAUUUAUACCAAAUAACAUAGUGAAAACUAUUACUAAUUUUUAUUAUUAAUGUUAUAAUAACAUAUACCAACCUUAAAUAUUAAAAAACACUUUAAAAUAAACUUAUAAAAAUUAAACUCUCAAUGGAAAAACAAGUUAAGUAUAUAAACAUAAUUUUAAAAGUAGGUAGUUGUUAUGGGCAAAGUUAUGUCCCACUCCUCCCUCCCUCCAAAAAAGUAUGUUGUCCUAACCCCAGUCUCUCAGAAUGUGACCAUAUUUGAAAGUAGGGUUUUUAUAGUGGUAAUCGAGCUAAAAUUUGACUGCUAGGGUGGGCCCUAAGACAAUAUGACUGGUGUCAUUAUAAAAAGGAAAAAUUUGGACACAGACACACACAGAGGAAAGACAAUGUGCACACACACAGGGCAGAGAGCAACCAUGUUUCCGCAGUAAUGCAUCUAUAAGCUAAGGAAGAAGUAUUGCUGGCAAACACCAGAAGCUAGAAGCAGCAAGGAAGGAUGUUACCCUAGAGCUGAAAGAGAGAGAGAAAGUAUGGCCCUCCCAAGUACUUUAUUUGUGAUUCCUAACAUCAAAAAUACUGAGACAGUAUUUGGUACUUUGUAAUGGCAGCCCUAGGAAACUAAUACUGGAGCCAAUAAACCUCAGUAAUUUUCAGAAAGAUAUUAAAACACAAAAAUUGACAAAUGGGAUGUAAUUAAACUAACAAGCUUCUGCACAGCAAAAGAAAUUAUCAACAGUGUGAACAAACAACCUACAGAAUGAAAACAUUUUUGGCAAACCAUACAACUGACAAAGGUCUAAUAUUCAGCAUCUAUAAGGAACUUAAACAUAUUUACAAGAUGAAAACAAACAACUCCAUUUAAAAGUGGGCAAAGGAUGUGAACAGACACUUUUCAAAAGAAAACAUACAUGCAGCCAACAAUCAUAUGAAAAAAAGGCUCACUGAUCAUUAGAGAAAUGAAAAUCAAAACCACAAUGAGUGGUUUUAUUUUAUUUUAUUUUAUUAUUAUUAUACUUUAAGUUUUAGGGUACAUGUGCACAACAUGCAGGUUUGUUACAUAUGUAUACAUGUGCCAUGUUGGUGUGCUGCACCCAUUAACUCGUCAUUUAGCAUUAGGUAUAUCUCCUAAUGCAAUCCCACCCCCCUCCCCCCACCCCACAACAGUCCCCAGAGUGUGAUGUUCCCCUUCCUGUGUCCAUAAUAAUAGCCAUUCUAACUGGUGUGAAGUAACGUCUCAUUUUGUUACCAUCUAACAACACUCCGAAUGGCUAUUACUAAAAUGUAAAAAAAUAACAGACGCUGGUGAGGUUGUGGAGAAAAAGGAACACUUAUUCAAUGUUGGUGGGAGUUUAUAUUAGUUCAAUCUAUGUAAAAGACAGUGUAACAAUUCCUCAAAGACCUAAAAACAGAAAUACCGUUUGACCCAGCAAUCCCAUUACUGGGUAUAUACCUAAAGGAAUAUAAAUCAUUCUACUAUAAAGACACAUGCACAUGUAUAUUUAUUGCAGCACUAUUUACAAUAGCGAAGACAUGGAACCAACCACAAUGCCCAUCAAUAAUAGACUGGAUAAAGAAAAUGUGCUACAUAUACGCCAUGAAAUACUAUGCAUCCACACACAAAAAAAUUAGAUCAUGUCCUUUCCGGGAACAUGGAUGGGACUGGAGGCCAUCACCUUUAGCAAACUAAUGCAAGAACAGAAAACCAAAUACCACAUAUCCUCACUUGUAAGUAGGAGCUAAAUGAUGAGAACUCUUGGACACACAGUAGGGAACACAGUAGGGGCCCAUUAGAGGGUGCAGGGUGGGAGGAGGUAGAGGAUCAGGAGAAAUAACCAAUGGGUAAUAGGCUUGAUACCUGGGUGACAAAAUAAUCUGUACAACAAACCCCCAUAAUACAAGAUUACCUAUAUAAUAAACCUACACAUGUACCCCUGAACUUAAAAU
Messenger RNA from Pan troglodytes (chimpanzee), 5129 nucleotides. It is a transcript of the gene OR6Y1, whose product is annotated as olfactory receptor family 6 subfamily Y member 1. The coding region runs from base 1570 to 2547 and encodes 325 amino acids. Gene Ontology annotation, biological process: G protein-coupled receptor signaling pathway. Gene Ontology annotation, molecular function: olfactory receptor activity; G protein-coupled receptor activity. Gene Ontology annotation, cellular component: membrane. The transcript has 2 exons. NCBI's taxonomy places the organism in Eukaryota, Metazoa, Chordata, Mammalia, Primates, Hominidae. The record is from RefSeq and is a predicted model, not a curated record.